This is a messenger RNA of Trichogramma pretiosum, 945 nucleotides long. It is a transcript of the gene Yip1d1, whose product is annotated as protein YIPF7. Gene Ontology annotation, biological process: endoplasmic reticulum to Golgi vesicle-mediated transport; vesicle fusion with Golgi apparatus. Gene Ontology annotation, cellular component: trans-Golgi network. The coding region runs from base 104 to 886 and encodes 260 amino acids. The record is from RefSeq and is a predicted model, not a curated record. Lineage: Eukaryota; Metazoa; Arthropoda; Insecta; Hymenoptera; Trichogrammatidae. The transcript is spliced from 2 exons.
UGUUGACGUCGUCAGCUGUUCUGUCAGCUAACAGCACUCCGAAAAUCAGAAGUAUUUUGUUGUGAUUAGAAUUGAUGUGUAACAUAUUUAAUUGACUUUUAAAAUGUCGGGCUACCCUCAACAAGAUAACUUUUCGUGGUCACCACCCCCGGACAAUCAAUAUAAUUUUGACAGUAAUAGUUUUGGACAGCCUAACCAACAAUUUGAAUUUGCAAAUUACGGUGAUCAAACAACUGGUGAAUAUGGAGCAUAUAAUCAACAAGAAUAUUUAAAUCCCAAUCAAAGCACUUACUCAGGAGACUUAUAUACCCCUGAUAAUUACAAUCAAGGAAACACAUUUACUGAUGAGGAAGACGAGCCACCAUUAUUAGAAGAGCUUGGUAUCGAUCCAGAUAGAAUUAUACAAAAAACAUUGGCAGUUCUAAACCCUUUUCAUAGAAGAGGUCAAACAGACGAUGCCAAUUACCUACUUCAAGAUGCAGAUUUAGCUGGUCCACUUGCUUUUUGUUUGGCCCUGGCUUCUUUCUUAGUAUUGGCUGGAUCAAAAGCACACUUUGGAUAUGUUUAUGGAUUAGCUGUCACAUCUUGCCUGUUAAUGUACAUUUUGCAGUAUCUAAUGAGCAGUUCAGGAAAUGUAACUCUUGCAUCGGUAGCCUCUGUUUUGGGUUAUUGUAUUCUACCAGUUGUAGGCUUAGCAGGUAUAGGUAUUUUUACCAGUCUCAAAGGUCCGGGAGGUUUGAUUUUUGCAGUUGUAGCAGUUUUGUGGGCUACUUUAUCAUCUUCUAGAUUGUUUUGUGCCAUGUCUGGGGAGGAAAAGCAACGCCUUCUUAUUGCAUAUCCGUGUUUGUUACUUUAUGGAGUGUUUACUUUGAUUGUAAUUUUCUAAAAAAUAUUAUAAAAAUUAUGAACAAAACAAUUAAAUUAAAAUUAUUAUUUUUAGUAAGA